Messenger RNA from Haemonchus placei, 345 nucleotides. The record is from the annotation of a GenBank genome assembly. NCBI's taxonomy places the organism in Eukaryota, Metazoa, Nematoda, Chromadorea, Rhabditida, Trichostrongylidae.
AUGGGAAAAUGGCCCAAAAAGCCAGGAAAGUCUUCAAGCUGUCAGGUUUACGAAGAGGCAAGGCGUCUACGAAGCAAAUGUCAGUCAUCUUCAGCUGUACCCCAAAGACGUCAACAAAACGAUCAGCAGAAAAUGCCCCAAUUCCCCAUGUCGAACAGAGGCGGUGUCAAAACAAACUUCCAUGAGGAGCGAGUUGGCUUUGCGAAGACGUUCCGGGUGGAGAUUAUGCGGACAAGGCAGAGCGUGAAAGGGAUUUACGUUAAAACCUUUGCGAAAAUGGGUGGGAUUGGCCGGGAAGAAGGACGGGAAAAUGACGGCAAUCUGAAAAACACGGGCUUAUUGUGA